This is a messenger RNA of Ficedula albicollis (Collared flycatcher), 1688 nucleotides long. It is a transcript of the gene MGAT4C, whose product is annotated as MGAT4 family member C. Gene Ontology annotation, molecular function: acetylglucosaminyltransferase activity. The record is from RefSeq and is a predicted model, not a curated record. The transcript is spliced from 4 exons. Gene Ontology annotation, biological process: protein N-linked glycosylation. Bases 92 to 1537 code for a protein of 481 amino acids. NCBI's taxonomy places the organism in Eukaryota, Metazoa, Chordata, Aves, Passeriformes, Muscicapidae.
CUCAUGUCUUUCUUAUCAGCUGUUAUGAGAUUACACUGAAGUGUUUGGUUCCUGCAUCUGGUGGCACAAAUGAAAGUUGUGACACUACUGUAUGCAGUUCUUCACAAGACACUACUUGAAAUAUUUUGAUAAAAUGAGAUGCUUGCGGAAACGAUCAGCAGUGUCGUUCUUGGGCAUUCUUGUUGUUUGCUUGCUGUUCAUGAAUUUGUACAUUGAAGACGGUUAUGUUUUGGAAGGGGACAAGCAGUUAAUCAGAGAAACAGCCACACACCAGCUCAACCCAGAGCGUUAUGUACACAGUUUUAAAGAUUUGUCUAAUUUCUCAGGAUCUAUAAACAUUUCCUAUCGCUACCUAGCUGGCACACCUUUGCCAAGGAAAAGGUAUCUUACAAUUGGACUAUCCUCCGUAAAACGGAAAAAGGGAAACUACUUGCUUGAGACCAUCAAGUCCAUAUUUGAGCAGUCAAGCUAUGAGGAGCUCAAAGAAAUUGCAGUGGUAGUACAGCUGGCAGAUUUUGACUCAGCCUGGUGUGAGGGGAUGGUCCAGGAUAUUUCACAGAAAUUUGCACACCAUAUAAUUGCGGGCAGAUUAAUAGUUAUUCACGUCCCUGAGGAUUACUAUCCUGUAUUGGAUGGCCUUAAGAGAAAUUACAACGACCCUGAGGACCGCGUGAAGUUUCGAUCAAAACAAAAUGUAGAUUAUGCUUUCCUUCUAAACUUUUGUGCUAACCUUUCUGACUAUUAUGUGAUGCUGGAAGACGACGUUCGCUGCUCAAAGAAUUUUUUGACUGCUGUUAAGAAAGUAAUUACCUCACGAGAAGGAUCCUACUGGGUGACGUUGGAAUUCUCCAAGCUGGGGUACAUCGGAAAGCUUUACCAUUCUCAUGACCUACCACGCCUGGCACAUUUUCUAUUGAUGUUUUACCAAGAAAUGCCUUGUGAUUGGCUGCUCAUCCACUUUCGUGGGCUGUUAGCUCAAAAGGAAGUGAUACGUUUUAAGCCAUCUCUCUUCCAGCACAUGGGAUACUACUCAUCUUACAAAGGAGCUGAAAAUAAGUUAAAGGAUGAUGACUUUGAAGAGGAAUCCUUUGAUAUCCCUGACAACCCACCUGCAAACUUGCACACCAAUAUGAAUGUAUUUGAAAACUAUGAGGCAAGCAAGGCUUACAGCAGCAUUGAUGAGUACUUCUGGGGCAAGGCUCCUUCUACUGGAGACUUCUAUGGGAUUGUAUUUGAAAAGCCCAUUAAAAUCAGUAAAAUUAAAGUUGUCACUGGAACUGAAGAUCGGCAAAAUGACAUUUUACAUCAUGGGGCCCUGGAAGUAGGUGAAAAGAUUGUAGGCAGUAAAAAAGGAAGACAAUGUACAACUUACUUGAGACUAGGGGAGUUCAAAAAUGGGAAUUUUGAAAUAACAGAUGUAGAGCACAAAGUUCUAUUUGAUAUUAACUGCAUGAGAAUACUUGUUACUAAAAGUCAAAAAGAAUGGCUGAUCAUUAGGAGCAUUAGUGUCUGGACUUCUCAAACACCAAACCAAUAAAGCAAGGCCACCUGAGGAGGUACAGAGUGCAUACAAUCAACUGGGUCACAACUGGUGCCACUCCCCAGAAAAAAAGACACUUCCAGCUCUUCACUAGAGACAGAGUAUCUGGGGAAAACACAAAACAAGUAAAAGCAAUUUAUUUUUUACC